Messenger RNA from Bolinopsis microptera, 1418 nucleotides. RefSeq lists its product as uncharacterized. Bases 28 to 474 code for a protein of 148 amino acids. Lineage: Eukaryota; Metazoa; Ctenophora; Tentaculata; Lobata; Bolinopsidae. The transcript has 5 exons. The record is from RefSeq and is a predicted model, not a curated record.
UACUAUAUAACAAAUAAUUUGAGCAGGAUGUCUGUGGCGGCACUUGGAUGUACUUCUUCCUCUGUGUUGAAAGGUACAAAGUGCUUGCAUACUACAGCUGCUCUCUGCACGAAAUGGAGAUACAAGAUGAUGGAUGGUGCUCCAAUCAUGCCAAAACGGAAGCGGGCUGAAAUACGAUUGAUGAGACCCAACAAAGAGGCCUGUCAGAGAUUCUGGUGGAAAGAGGAUGAUACAAUUUGGCACUGGCCCAGAGAUGAUGCAGGAUACUUUCGAUAUGGGAGGUAUCAACCAUUGAAAGGGAAACCAGUUCAAGUCACUGAUCCAGAAAAAGUAGAAAUGGUUAAGAAACUGAUGGGACCCUAUCAUUUAUACAGACAAACAGAGUGGUUUAGACAUGAUCAUGAGUAUGAAAGGGACCCUUAUGAAAAUUUAAGUAGAGGUUUUUUGGGACUGCCAUCAAAAGGGGGAAGCUGAGACCUUCAUAAAUUAUGUUUCUCCGAUUUCUUAAUUUAUUGAAAGGGUAAUAAUAUUUCGAGAUAAUAUAUUGAAUUGAAUUUUGCUUUGGAUUUAUUUGAUGGUUUGCGAUCCCGUUUAAAUAUCUCUGCUCCACCGCACCGCACCGCUGACAUAAUAUAAGGGGUCGUUAACAUAUUACGCCAUCACGUUUGGCCAAUUGCCAACCCAUCCGCAAUCAGUUUUAAACAUAGCGAUUGUAUUCAAAUUACACUAGCAUUAUCAUUUAUGAUAGCGUAAUAUGUAAACGACCAUUACAAAUCCUGAAUUAGGAAUACAGAUACAGCUGACCAUGAAAUGUGAAUAAAUUUAUCAGAUUGUUUGACCUCCUGACUCGCUUGUACAUUAUUGUUGUGGCUAAUGCUUCUGAAUUAUUUCUCCACAACCUGUUUAGAAUUUAGAUCCCAGCUUGCCAAGAAAUGUCUAAAUGAACUGUGAACAAUUUCUCCAUUCGCGUUAGGAGUGCUCGAAUUGUAAAUAUUUCAUUGAAGUGUGAUGUCUGAUAGACUACUGUCUUUUAAUUUCCAAGGCUUUCAAUGUAGUAGAAUGUCGCGAAGUUGGUCAGAAGAUUUGAUCACUAUAAAAAUCUAGGAUCUUUAUUACCUUAGUUAUCGCGUCAGACUCCUACCCCGCCCUGAUUUGUAUUAAACGAUAAUGGGUUACUAUGUAAUAUGUACACAAGAUAUGAUUCAUCUCAAGGUGUAAUGAUAUUACGGUAUUCAGUGGACGAUAAAUGAAGAUCUUCCUGAGUUAAAUAUCGCGGGGUAAAAAUAAACAAAGCACUAAUAUAUAAUAUGUGUACUACAUAAUGCAUAAUAUGUAAACAGUUAUGGAGUUCUUGGAUAGAUUUCAAUUGUCCAGGCAAUUAUUUCAGUGAAAUUUGCUCUUAACCAUUUUCUUAACUG